CAGCGCAAUCGAACGGUUCUGAGUCAUCUGCCGGAAGCCUUGCCCUCAAUCAAGGCGGACGUGAAGCAUCUACAAAGGAGGAAUAGGCGAAGCAGCAGCGGCGGCAGCAGCGGCGGCAGCAGCAGCAGGAGGUGGGGACCUUCCCUGAUGGAUGACCUCUGUGAAGCAAAUGGCACUUUUGCCAUCAGCUUAUUUAAAAUAUUAGGGGAAGAGGACAACUCAAGAAACGUAUUCUUCUCUCCCAUGAGCAUCUCCUCUGCCCUGGCCAUGGUCUUCAUGGGGGCAAAGGGAAGCACCGCAGCCCAGAUGUCCCAGGCACUUUGUUUGUACAAGGACGGAGAUAUUCACCAAGGUUUCCAGUCACUUCUCAGUGAAGUUAACAGAACUGGCACUCAGUACUUGCUUAGAACUGCAAACAGGCUCUUUGGAGAAAAGACGUGUGAUUUCCUUCCAGACUUUAAAGAAUCCUGUCAGAAGUUCUAUCAGGCAGAGCUGGAGGAGUUGUCCUUUGCUGAAGACACGGAAGACUGCAGGAAACAUAUAAAUGACUGGGUGGCAGAAAAGACUGAAGGUAAGAUUUCAGAGGUACUGGAUGCUGGGACAGUCGGUCCCCUGACAAAGCUGGUCCUUGUGAAUGCCGUCUAUUUCAAGGGAAAGUGGAAUGAGCAAUUUGACAGAAAGUACACAAGGGGGAUGCUCUUUAAAACCAAUGAGGAAAAAAAGACAGUGCAGAUGAUGUUUAAGGAAGCUAAAUUUAAAAUGGGGUAUGUGGACGAGGUGCACACCCAGGUCCUGGAGCUGCCGUAUGUGGAAGAGGAGCUGAGCAUGGUCAUUCUGCUUCCCGAUGAUGACACGGACCUCGCUGUGGUGGAAAAAGCACUUACAUAUGAGAAAUUCAAAGCCUGGACAAAUUCAGAAAAGUUGACAAAAAGUAAGGUUCAAGUUUUCCUUCCCAGAUUAAAGCUGGAGGAGAGUUAUGACUUGGAGCCUUUCCUUCGAAGGUUAGGAAUGAUCGAUGCUUUUGAUGAAGCCAAGGCAGACUUUUCUGGAAUGUCAACUAAGAAGAAUGUGCCUGUGUCCAAGGUUGCCCACAAGUGCUUUGUGGAGGUCAAUGAGGAAGGCACAGAGGCUGCCGCAGCCACUGCUGUGGUCAGGAAUUCCCGGUGUAGCAGAAUGGAGCCAAGAUUCUGUGCAGACCACCCUUUCCUUUUCUUCAUCAGGCACCACAGAACCAACUGCAUCUUUUUCUGCGGCAGGUUCUCUUCUCCGUAAAGAGGAGCAAUUGCUGUACAUGCCCUCCUUUCCUUCUGCCUACCUUGCCUUAAUUAACAUUCCGUGUGACCCAGUUGGUGCAGUGGCUUGAAUGCCAAAAUAAAGCGUGUGCACUG
This is a messenger RNA of Mandrillus leucophaeus (drill), 1388 nucleotides long. RefSeq names its product serpin B8. NCBI's taxonomy places the organism in Eukaryota, Metazoa, Chordata, Mammalia, Primates, Cercopithecidae. Gene Ontology annotation, biological process: negative regulation of endopeptidase activity. The record is from RefSeq and is a predicted model, not a curated record. The coding region runs from base 148 to 1272 and encodes 374 amino acids. Gene Ontology annotation, cellular component: cytoplasm. Gene Ontology annotation, molecular function: serine-type endopeptidase inhibitor activity. The transcript is spliced from 7 exons.